Molecule: messenger RNA, 2012 nt
Organism: Prosopis cineraria
Lineage: Eukaryota; Viridiplantae; Streptophyta; Magnoliopsida; Fabales; Fabaceae
Product: beta-glucuronosyltransferase GlcAT14A-like
Exons: 5
Coding region: 499-1752 (417 amino acids)
Cellular component (GO): membrane
Molecular function (GO): glucuronosyltransferase activity
Source: RefSeq, a predicted model, not a curated record
UAACCUGACAUAAAGCGAUCCUAUUCUGAUAUCGGAUUAUGGCUGUAUCUAACACCAUUGCACAUAGAAACCGAACACAAGAAAAACACUGCAACACAACAAAUUUUGUCGGUUAAGGAUACCCGUUAAUAUUUGCUUAUAAUCUUAUAUAUAGUUCCCGUCUUCCCUGCUGUUUCUUCUGUAACAGAAGCACCUUUAAGAACUCAUGCUAUCGUUGCAGACUUUCUCUAACAAACUGAAACACUUUCCUCUUGCACCUAUAAACGUUCUUUUUGUGUUCUUGUGAUGAAGAUUCCCCUUUUGUCCCUUUCCGCUAGUCUAUGUCUCUGAAUCGAGCUUUUCUCUGAUAUUUAUAAUUAUAAUUAUCGUCCUUGUUCCUAAACCCGGUCGGCUGCAACUUUGGUCUGCAUCAGAAACUGAGACUAUUCAAAGGCACAAACUUCGUUUCAGCGAUUCAUGGAUUAUUUGGAGGUGAGUGAGGAAUGAGAAUUCUCAUUAAUGGGCAUGGAGAACAAAUGGCUAUUUCCUCUCUUCUUGAGCUCCGCAAUAUUCAUAUACCUUCUAGCUGCUUCUUCUAAAAGCGGCAUCGUCUCUUCAAUAAGCUCAAUCAAUUCAGUCUUCUUCCUCCCAUCUCAUACGACCACAAACCAGACAGCAUCUUCAGUUUUUGUGGAGACUAAGAUUUCUCCUCCUCCAUUUCCUUCUGGACCUGCGAUUCCUCGUUUUGCCUAUUUGAUUUCUGGGUCAAAGGGUGAUUUGGAGAAUCUUUGGAGGACUCUUUUUGCCCUCUACCACCCUCGGAACCACUAUGUUGUUCAUCUCGAUCUUGAAUCACCAUUGGAGGAAAGGUUGGAGCUUGCUUCCAGAAUUGAGAAGCAGCCUCUGUUUGCUGAAAUUGAAAAUGUUUUUAUGAUAAAAAAGGCUAAUAUGGUCACUUAUAGAGGACCAACCAUGGUAUCUAACACCCUUCACGCCUGUGCCAUUCACCUUAAGCGAAAUAAAGAUUGGGAUUGGUUUAUUAAUCUCAGUGCUUCAGACUAUCCUCUUGUGACUCAAGAUGAUCUUCUGCACACAUUUUGGAGUUUAGAUAGAAACCUUAACUUCAUUGAGCACACAAGUCAGUUGGGAUGGAAGUUUGACAAAAGAGCAAAGCCUUUAAUGAUAGACCCAGGGCUUUACAUGGCAAGCAAGUCUGAUAUAUUUUGGGUUAAUCCUGGAAGACCUUUGCCUACUGCAUUUAAACUAUUCACUGGAUCAGCAUGGAUGGUUCUGUCACGUUCAUUUGUGGAAUACGUUGUGUUGGGUUGGGACAACCUGCCAAGAACACUUCUAAUGUACUACACAAACUUUGUGUCUUCCCCAGAAGGCUACUUUCAGACAGUGAUCUGCAACGUCCCUGAAAUGGCCGAAACCGCAGUGAACAGUGACUUGCACUAUAUUUCAUGGGACAAACCCCCAAAGCAACACCCCCACGUCCUUAACAUUAACGAUACAAGAAGCAUGAUAGCAAGUAAUGCUCCUUUUGCGAGGAAGUUUAAGCAAGACGACGUUGUGUUGGAUUUGAUUGAUAAGGAAUUGCUGCACAGGGAAGCAGGAAUGUUCACACCUGGUGGUUGGUGUUCUGGGAAGCCUGCAUGUUCCGAGGUUGGGAACCUUAACGAAAUCAAACCUGGUCCUGGAGCUUUGAGGCUUAGAAGCCUAGUAGGGAGGCUGGUAUUGAGGACUAGAGUUGGUCAGAAUCGGUGUAAAUAGGAUUCCACUGAUGGAAGGAAAAGCGCAGAGAUGGUGAUUCUGAUGUUAUUACUCGUGUCAUGGCCUACUGUCGUUCCAGUGGAUCACCCUGAUGUUGGAGCGGCAACUUGCGACUGUAACCCCAUUCUUUAGGCAUUUCAGUCUCAUUUUUUUUUUUUUUGGGAUACAGGGGGGAUUGAAUUCUCUUACAAAUUAUUCACGUAUCUUGUUACUAUAUUAGAUAGCAUUAUUCAGAAUCAGAAUUAUCUGGUUUUUUUUAA